This is a messenger RNA of Nothoprocta perdicaria, 462 nucleotides long. RefSeq names its product chondroitin sulfate proteoglycan 5 (gene CSPG5). The record is from RefSeq and is a predicted model, not a curated record. NCBI's taxonomy places the organism in Eukaryota, Metazoa, Chordata, Aves, Tinamiformes, Tinamidae. The transcript is spliced from 4 exons. Gene Ontology annotation, biological process: nervous system development. Bases 1 to 462 code for a protein of 153 amino acids.
AUGAAAAAGGGCAAGUCCUCAUUAGGAAGAAGCAAAAGGUGCAACACGCAGGCCUACACGUGGCACAAGGGCCCGCGCUGCGAGGCCGUCGUCACCGACUUCCAGGUGCUGUGCGUGGCCGUGGGCUCGGCCGCGCUCGUCCUGCUGCUGCUCUUCAUGCUCACCGUCUUCUUCGCCAAGAAGCUCUACCUGCUCAAGACGGAGAACAGCAAGCUGCGCAAGAGCAAGUACCGCAGCCCGUCCGAGCUCCACAACGACAACUUCUCGCUGUCCACCAUCGCCGAGGGCUCGCACCCCAACGACGACGGCGGCUCCAAGGCGCCGGAGCUGCCGCAGGCGGGCGCCAAGAAGGAGGAGGAGGAGGAGGCCUUCGUGCCCGGCGCCCCCUCGCCCAAGCGCCCGCCCGCCAAAGCGGAGCCCGACGGCGCCGCCACCAACUGCCUGCCCAACCACGUGGCGUAG